UAGCGUCUCCAUGGACCUCUCCUCUCCCUAUGGCCAACACUGUCCUCUUCGUAGAGCUUGAGGUUACCACCCAACUGAUAAGGCUGACCCAGAUACUCGGCUUCUGUGUGGCGCUCAUGGAUCCAACUCUCCCCCGCCCCCUUCCCCUCCCCCUCCACCUAUUUAAAUCACCAAACUUCCACCUCCAUCAUCUCGCUCCCCUCCAUUUCCCACCAACAAACCGCCGCCCGCCGGCCAACUGCCGCCACUCAUGAACUUCGAGUACUUCAUCGUCAAAGCUCCGAGCUUUGCUGCUUUCUGCUCCAUUGUGAUGGUUCUGAACAAUCCCCGGAACUGAGCAAUUGCUUGCUCUUUCGACUGAGUUUGUGGGAGGAUGUGCUCAUUGACUUUCCCCUGUUUGGAUCUCACCAAAAGAAGCUUUGAUGCGGCAGGUUUGCUGAGGAGUUACCGAAGGCCGGAGAUUUCAUUUUCGGGGACUUACCGGCGCGCAGAAAAUGUUCGAUGUAAGGUCUCAUCAGCGCAAAAUGUGGCCGUUGGGAUCUCAGCACCCGUUGAAGGUUUGGUUGCCACGGGUGAUAGAAAGAGUACCAUUUCGGUGUCUGAUUUACUUAGUGUAAUUGCUGAUGACUUGCAGAAUCUCAACAAGAAUUUAAAAUCUGUGAGUCCAAGAUUCAAUCUUUCUUACUGAAAGGUCUGCUUAUUUCCUUUCAUUUAUGUUUUAGUUGAUUUUUUUAGCUUAUUUGUGCUUUUGUUGAUCGAGAGAAAAAGUGUAACUUUGCCGGACCGUGCUUUUCACUGUUACCCUAUCCUCUCUUAUAGGUGAAAGCUCAAAUAAAAAGGCUACUUAAAAGGCCAUAGUCAUUGCGAUAUACAAAGAAGGGAAUUGCUUUGAAACUUUUACUCAAAAGUUCUGAUUGGAUGUUUCUGCUAGCCUUAUUUAUAUAUUUUUAGA
Messenger RNA from Phalaenopsis equestris, 952 nucleotides. RefSeq lists its product as uncharacterized. Bases 374 to 688 code for a protein of 104 amino acids. NCBI's taxonomy places the organism in Eukaryota, Viridiplantae, Streptophyta, Magnoliopsida, Asparagales, Orchidaceae. The record is from RefSeq and is a predicted model, not a curated record. The transcript has 2 exons.